UUUAUAAAGUUACAUGCCAAGAAGGAAUACGAAUUGAACACGUAAACAGAUGAAGGCGGGUUGGGAUGUGCAAAGUAGCCUUUCACAAGAAAACACUUUCCCACUUCCUUGCCCUCAUAGUCCAGUGGGUAAAUCUCCUCCCAUCUGUUACGAGCUGUCAAAGCGUUCAGGCUGUUUCUUGUUUGCCAGACGCGCGGCCAGUUCUGUUCAUGGAGUAUUACAAAAAUAGAAGUUGAAAUUUAUGGAAACGGUGGGUGAUUAUCGCGAAGAGCUCGUGGUUCGGGAGAGAAGUGGUCACACUGCGGUGUCUGAGGGCAAUUUUCUCUACGUUUGGGGUGGCUACGUGUCAAUUGCUGAACAUGAGAUCUUCCUCCCGAAUGAUGAGAUUUGGCUGUAUGAUUUGGACAGUGGUGUUUGGGAAAUUGCCUCCAUGACUGGGGAGAUUCCUGUGUCCAUGUCCGGCUCAUGUGGCUGCUCACUCAGUGGGGAAAUGUUCAUAUUCGGGGGUUGCAGUGAUGAUGGCCAAACUAAUGAGCUUUUCUCUGUAAACCUCUUGGAUAGAAAGUACGUUUGGAAGAAGAGGAAACAUGAAGAAGGGACUGUUCCCUCUCCCAGAGAUAAACUGUCCUGCUGGGUUUAUCAAGACAGGAUUAUCUACUUUGGUGGUUAUGGUCACAAGCUUCUUGAUGAGCUUGACAGAUCUAAAAAUUUUAUCAUAGAUGAGGUGUCCUGGAUGGAGGAUGUAUUCUGGGGAUGGAAUAACGAAAUCCACAUGUUUGAUCCUCGGACAAACUGCUGGAGCCAACCACGCACUUGCGGCCGCCCUCCUGCCCCAAGAGCUGCCCACGCCAGUGCCACCCUGGGGUGCAAAGGGUACAUUUGUGGAGGCAGAGUCAUGGAGACAAGAACCAGUGAUAUCCACUGUCUGGACCUCCAGACGCUCACAUGGACUGAAAUCACAACUACCUCCGGCCUUCCCGUGGGUCGCUCGUGGCAUACCCUCACAGCUGUGUCAGACAAAGAGCUUUUCUUGUUUGGCGGUCUGAGUGUUGACUGCAAACCUAUGAGCGACGGCUGGGUGUUUGACGUUGAGACAAGGAAAUGGAAGGAGCUGGAUCACCCGUACAAGGACAAGCCGAGGUUGUGGCACACCGCGUGCCCAGGCAGGGACUCUGAUGUAAUUGUAUUUGGUGGAAGUCGGGACUACAUCCUUCUUGUUGACACUGGGCACUGCAAUGAUGCGCUCAUCUUCCAAACCCAGCCAUAUCCACUUCUCAGACUGUGUGAAGACUUCAUUGCCAGAAACUCUACAGUAUUUCAGGAAGAACUUCCAUGUUUACCGACCAAGCUGAGAGAAGCUGUGGAAAAAAGGACUGCUUUUUUCAGAACUGCAAAUGUAACACAGAUCAGAAUUGACCCAUAGGCCUGUUAUAGGCUACAUGUCUUUAGCCCAGAAGGGCUUCCGUCCACUCCAACUACUUGUGUGAGCAUGGCACACAAUUCAGAGGAGAAAAAAAAAUGUUGCGCAGCACUGAAGGCUACUACUCCUGUCAAAUCUGGAGACUUGGGGGCAUAUUUAAAAUUGUAUGCAAUGAGUUUUGUAUUAUUUCAAAACGUUAUGACAAUGUUAGUGAACAGUUUAUUUUGUACUGUACUUUUGGCUGAAUUAUGUGAUUACAAACAAUGAACUUGAAAAAGGGUUCUCUCAUUAUUGUUGUUCUUUGUUAUUAAGUUACUAACUAAUUAUAUAAGAGACAUAGCUUUAUUAUUCGAAAAUUAUAUUCCCUGGCUAUCUUACUCUGGUGCAAAACAUGUCACCUUUUGCAAUUUGGGUCAUGUGUGGAUAGCCUACGAGCAGUGGUUCUCAAAGCGCAGAGUUUUC
Messenger RNA from Engraulis encrasicolus (European anchovy), 1882 nucleotides. RefSeq names its product kelch domain-containing protein 1. The record is from RefSeq and is a predicted model, not a curated record. Lineage: Eukaryota; Metazoa; Chordata; Actinopteri; Clupeiformes; Engraulidae. The transcript has 13 exons. Gene Ontology annotation, molecular function: protein binding. The coding region runs from base 242 to 1423 and encodes 393 amino acids.